Molecule: messenger RNA, 561 nt
Organism: Ustilaginoidea virens
Lineage: Eukaryota; Fungi; Ascomycota; Sordariomycetes; Hypocreales; Clavicipitaceae
Exons: 2
Coding region: 1-561 (186 amino acids)
Source: RefSeq, a predicted model, not a curated record
AUGCAAUGCAGGGUGCCAGGACAGCUAGGAGCGUCACAGAAACAGCUUGGUCCUUUUGAUAAUGGUAGCCACCAGUCAGGGUAUGCAGCUUCAACGCCGGGCAGGACAGCAAAAGAUGACCAAUCAAACUUUGCAUCAUGUCAAUACGUAACCCCUAGGAACAUAUAUUCACAUUCAUCUUGCAAACUUGCAGAAGGACUGGCGGCGUUCCCAAAUCAACACUUGAGCACCAACAUACCACAACCGAAUAGUAACAUUGACGUCCGAGGUCUCACAGAAAAUUACAAACCCCUCUCAAUGGGUUUUCCAUCCGAGUUCAGCAUUGUUGCUGACACAGCUUUGUGGCCCGUUGUUUGGUCAUCGUCGUCUCAAAAGUCGGUUGUGCCAUCCCCUUCGCUUGUCUCCGGAUCUGGCUCGAUGGGAAUCGGCAGAGUAGGCUGUGGCGUCUCGGCCCUAUGGUUCAUUAUGAUUCGGGAAGAGAACGAAGAACUGGUGCUUGAUGAGUUGACGGCUGUUAAAGGUAUCCUGAACCGUUCACGAUGGCCUCUGGAAUGCAGGUGA